Vigna radiata var. radiata (mung bean) is the source of this 1731-nucleotide messenger RNA. Its product is annotated as protein NRT1/ PTR FAMILY 1.2-like. The transcript has 4 exons. Gene Ontology annotation, cellular component: plasma membrane. The record is from RefSeq and is a predicted model, not a curated record. The coding region runs from base 1 to 1731 and encodes 576 amino acids. Gene Ontology annotation, biological process: transmembrane transport. Lineage: Eukaryota; Viridiplantae; Streptophyta; Magnoliopsida; Fabales; Fabaceae. Gene Ontology annotation, molecular function: transmembrane transporter activity.
AUGGAGCAGAAUAAUGGCACUGAACUCGUUGAAAGGAAAAAGGGUGGUUACAGAACUCUCCCCUUAAUCAUAGCAAAUGAGACCUUUGAAAAGAUUGCAGUAGUGGCGCUUCGUGUAAACAUGAUAUUGUACUUGCUACAGGAGUAUCAUUUUGAACCUGCAACUGCAGCCAUUGUAAUAUUCCUGUGGAGUGCCUUCACAAAUUUGUUGCCUAUCUUUUGUGCUUUACUUUCUGACUGUUGGCUUGGACGAUUUUCUGUUGUUGCACUCGGAACAAUCAUACACCUUGUUGGCUUAGUUGUACUGUGGCUCACUGCUAUUAUUAGGCAUGCAAGACCUCAGUGUGAUAUAGAACCUUGUGCAAAUCCUACAGGAUCUCAACUCCUGAUUCUUUUUUCUUCAUUGAUUCUCAUGGCUCUUGGAGCCGCUGGAAUUAGGUCGUGUACCUUAGCCUUUACUGCUGAUCAAAUCAACGACCCUGAAAACUCACAAAACGAGACUACCAUGAAGAGUUUCUUCAAUUGGUAUUAUGUUUCGGUUGGCCUUUCCGUAACGAUUUCAAUGACUUUAAUAGUGUAUGUUCAAGUUGCAACAGGGUGGAUUGUGGGUUUUGGAAUUUCGACGGGGCUUAUGUCAUUUUCAGCUAUCUUGUUUUUUUUGGGUUCUUCCAUAUACAUCAAAGUGAAACCAAACAAGACCCUGUUCACAGGCUUUGCCCAAGUGAUUGCAGCAGCUUGGAAAAACAGACACUUACCUUUACCUCCAAAGAACUCUGACAUCUGGUAUUUCCACAAUGGCUCUAAUUUUGUUCAACCAACAGACAAAGUAAGGUUCUUGAACAAGGCUUGCAUGAUAAAGAACAAAGAGAAAGAUUUGGACUGUGAUGGGAUGGCCAUAGAGCCAUGGAGUGUUUGCACAGUGAGACAAGUAGAGGAAUUGAAAGCCAUAAUCAAAGUCUUACCCAUUUGGUCUACUGGCAUAAUAAUUGCUACUACCAUAAGCCAGCAAUCAUUUUCAGUGAUUCAAGCAGAAACCAUGAACAGAGUGGUGUUGAAUAGGGAUAUCCCACCGACAAACUUCACUGCAUUUAUAUUCGUGACUCUGACCCUAUGGGUGAUUUUGUAUGAUAGAAUUUUAGUUCCCUUGCUCCCUAAGGAGCGAGUACUCACUGAAAAACAACGAAUGGGAAUUGGGCUAGUGAUUUCAUGCUUGGCCAGUAUAGUGGCGACAUUGGUAGAGAAGAAGAGAAGAAAUGAAGCAAUAGAGGAAGGGUUUAUGGACAACCCGAAAGGAGUGGUGAACAUGACAGCCAUGUGGUUGGUGCCGCAAUUCUGUCUAUGUGGUUUAGCGCAAGGUCUUAAUUUCAUCGGACAACUUGAGUUUUAUUACUCUCAGUUUCCGAAAACUAUGUCUAGUGUUGCUGUUUCGCUGUGUACCCUUGGCCUUGGAGUAGGGAACUUGGUCGGAAGCCUGAUUGUGAAGGCUGUGAAAGAUGGAACAAAGAAAGGAGGAAAAGAUAGUUGGCUGGCAUCAAAUAUUAACAGAGGACACUAUGAUUACUACUAUGGCCUACUUUUCAUUCUAAAUUUGGCUAAUUUGCUAUGCUUUUGCAUAUGGAGCAGAGCUUAUGGGAGUACUCAGGAUAUCAAAUAUUGGGAGGAAGACAUUCACACAAAAUUCAUAUCAAACAAAAACACCAAUGCAAAAUACAGAAAUCGACAAAACAUAUAA